This is a messenger RNA of Oppiella nova, 1296 nucleotides long. The record is from the annotation of a GenBank genome assembly. Lineage: Eukaryota; Metazoa; Arthropoda; Arachnida; Sarcoptiformes; Oppiidae.
AUGUUUAAUACUAACAUAGACCUCCAUGCGCUGACUGGUUGGAUACCUGAGCGGCUGUCAGUCCACGGCAAUGAGUCGGAUAAAGACCGCACUUUUAAGAUGCUGUGCGAUCGGCACUCGAAGGGAGAUGUGUUGAUAACAUUGGCGACGGGAGAACUUCAUCUGCGAUGGAAAGGCAAUUACUCGGAACGGGAUGUCAUGAACUGGACCCCAGCCAUGAAGGAGGCUCUCCGAUACGACCCCCAAAGUGCCCGUAAUUUUGAUAACGGUGUGUUUUGGAUAGACAUCGAUUCGCUGUACCGGUUCUACGAUGUGGCUUACCUCAACUGGAAUCCUGGUCUAUUUAAGUACACCUACUGUACCCAUGACUCGUGGAGCGCAGGUGUGGGUCCGGUAAAGGAUCUCUACUUUAUCGGUGAUAAUCCACAGUAUAGUCUAACGCUUACGAACGGGAACAGUACGGUGUGGGUGCUAUUGACCCGUCAUAUAACGGAUAAAAACGAUUUCGCUAAUAAUAACGAAUACAUCGCUCUAUUAGUGUACAAAAACAACGGAGAAAAGGUGUAUAUGCCGUUCGAUCCACCGCCAUAUAUAGACGGCGUCCGUAUUAAUAGUCCGCACUAUUUGUGCAAAAUUACGCCCAACCCACAGGUGCCGUGCAGUCGAUACACAUUAGUCAUAUCGCAGUACGAGAAGUCGACUACUAUUAACUACACACUCCGUGCCUACUCUACCGGUGCCUUUCAACUCAGGAAACUGACCAACGCUUACAAAUACAAAGAGAUUGUCAGUAGAAAAGAAAAGAGCGGCAAAUGGACGACCGAUACGGCGGGCGGCUGUGCCAACAACCGGGACACCUAUCAUAAGAAUCCCGUCUAUCAGUUCACGAUUACCGGUGCCAACGAUGCUGACAAUCAACUACUCAUUGACCUGAAAGGACCCAAGGAUUAUGCGAUAGGAAUAGACUUAACUACAGUCAGUGUUGUGAAUCAAAACUCCGAAAAUUACUUCAAAAAACAAUCGUCCGGUGCUUUCAGGUCUGGUUUCACUAUACUUCAGUUGAAGUCAGUGCCCGCCGGCACCUACAAUAUAAUCCCAUCCACUUAUAAGCCCAACCAAUUGGGACCAUUUUUUCUGACUGUCCACUCGACCACACCAUUCAAAUUAAAUAGAAUUAGAUAAUCAUUAAUUUAUUGUUAUUUUUAUUAUCGCACAACUCUAUUAAGUCUAAUUUAAAUGUUAAAUUGUUUUUGUAUUUUUAAACAUUUUGUAAUAAUAAAUUAUACCGUACAAAGC